Messenger RNA from Rhizopus microsporus ATCC 52813, 372 nucleotides. RefSeq lists its product as uncharacterized. The record is from RefSeq and is a predicted model, not a curated record. Lineage: Eukaryota; Fungi; Mucoromycota; Mucoromycetes; Mucorales; Rhizopodaceae. Bases 1 to 372 code for a protein of 123 amino acids. The transcript is spliced from 3 exons.
AUGCCAGCAACAAACAUUGACGGUACAAAAGCAGAUAUUGGCGGUUUUGUAGAUACAGUGAAUAAGAGAGUGUCUGGUAAAAUAUGGAAAGUUCAAAAAAAGGCAACUGUCCGUAACCAACAGCCUAAGCAACUUCGUAAAAGCUGGGAUGAACGUACUAAAGAAAGAGAGAGACAUAAUGCGGCCAAAGCACUAGAGAGACAGUUAAAGGAAGAGAAAAAAGCUGAAAUAGAGAGAAAGAAACAAGCGAAUUUAGAACGUAAGAAAAUAAAGGAAGAAAAGGAAAGACAAGAAGCUUUAGCAGCCAAAAUGUCAGCCAAGAGACUUGCUAGAUUAAGAAAGAGGGAGGCUAGAAAGAAGGCUAGAAUCUAA